Molecule: messenger RNA, 1161 nt
Organism: Sciurus carolinensis (gray squirrel)
Lineage: Eukaryota; Metazoa; Chordata; Mammalia; Rodentia; Sciuridae
Gene: Tsr3
Product: TSR3 ribosome maturation factor
Exons: 6
Coding region: 34-972 (312 amino acids)
Biological process (GO): maturation of SSU-rRNA
Molecular function (GO): rRNA small subunit aminocarboxypropyltransferase activity
Source: RefSeq, a predicted model, not a curated record
CCAGGGCCGAGCGGUGCCUGCGCCUCGCGGGUCAUGGGGCGCAGGAAGACGGUUCGUGGGACCGGGCCGGGGGCGGAGGGCGCCCGCGCGCGGCGUCGGCCGGGCCGCUCCCUGGAGGCCUUCGCGGAGGAGGUGGACGCCGCGCUACGGGCGUCGGUGGAGCCAGAGGCGGCCGAGGACCAGGGCGGCGCGGGCCGGGCGGCGCUGCCCUGCGAGCUGGCUAUGUGGGAGCUGGGCCACUGCGACCCCCGGCGCUGCACGGGCCGCAAGCUGGCCCGCCUGGGCCUGGUGCGCUGUCUGCGCCUGGGCCAGAGGUUCGGCGGCCUGGUGCUCAGCCCCGUGGGCACCCAGUACGUGUCCCCCGCAGACAGACCGCUGGUGGCACAGUCUGGGGUUGCAGUCAUAGACUGCUCCUGGGCCAGGUUGGACGAGACACCCUUUGGGAAGAUGAGAGGGAGCCACUUGCGGCUGCUCCCCUACCUGGUGGCUGCCAACCCUGUAAACUAUGGCCGGCCCUGCAGACUUUCCUGUGUGGAAGCUUUUGCUGCUGCCUUCUGCAUCGUAGGCUUUUCAGAUCUUGCUGUCAUCUUACUGCGGAAGUUUAAGUGGGGCAAGGGCUUCUUGGACCUGAACCGACAGCUCCUGGACACAUAUGCAGCCUGCAGUGGACCAGAGGAGGUGCUGCAGGCAGAGCAGGGGUUCCUGGCCAGUGCCAGGGACAGGCCCCAGGAGGAGGAAAUUGACCCCUUUGAUGUGGAUUCAGGGCGAGAGUUUGCAAACCCCAACAGGCCUGUGACCAGCACCCGGCUGCUCACAGAUACAGAUGACAGCGAGUCUGAGGACCAGGGGCCGGAUGCUGGGGAUAGAGGAAGCAGUAACUGCUUUCAAGAGGAAGAAGCUCCAGAACCAGGGGUUGAGGCCAGGGCCCCAACUGAGAUUUGGAAAGGAAUCAAGAAACGGCAGAGAGACUGAACAUCAUAGACACCACAUACAUUGUUGAAGCUGUGUGAUAAGGAAGUCGAGGGAUGCGGGAAUAGACAGCCUGGCAGCUGCGACCCUACAGCUGCUGGCAGGACUGUGUUCCUCUCCACACUGGGAAAGCCUCGCGUGGGAUGCUUUCAAUGAAAUUAUAGACUGAGAAGCAGCCCCCAGUGCGAGUCU